AUGGAGGCCCCUAAGGAAGUUCUCUACCACUUCGAGGAGAUGGAGAUCCAUGAGAAGGCUGCCUUCGAUGAGAUCAUCCGCCCCGCCGACAGCUACACCCCCGAUGGUCGGUACUGGGCUGAUUUGCCCAUUGGCGAGCGCGUCGGCUUCUGCACCAAGCAGGACCGCGAGGAGAUCAAGAAAGAGUCCGCCUGGCUCUGGGACAUGAUCAAGACUGACCCUCUGUCGCCCAUCUCCUACUACUUCCGCAACUUUGUUCUGCCCGGUGCUGGUCUUGGUCUGGAAGGUUACGUCCUCUUCUCCAUCAGCAACGUCAGCAGUCUGUUCGAUGUCUCCUUCAAGGAUUGCUGGAAGGACGGCAAGACUUGCGACAAGAACUGGGUCGCCGCUGUCAACUACAUGGAGAUCGUCGGUAUCAUGGUCGGUCAGGUGCUCGUUGGUUAUCUCGGUGAUGCUAUCGGUCGUCGCUGGGGUCUGAUUCAGGACGCCAUCAUCAUGUUCGUCGGUCUUAUCAUGCUUACUGCCGCUUGGGGUCUUACCGAGAACGGUUGGGUUAUCUGUUACAUGUGGUCUCUCUUCUUCUACUCCAUCGGUGUCGGUGGUGAGUACCCCAUGACCGCCACCAUUGGUAUGGAGAACGGAUACGGAUCUGGCAAGGUCACCACCGCUCAGGAUCGUCUUCACCGUGGUCGUACCGUCGUCGGUGCCUUCACCAUGCAGGGUUGGGGACAGUUCGCCAACCAGGCUAUUCUCAUCCUUCUCCUGCUGAUCUUCAACGGUGGUCACUCCACUGGAUUCUCCGAGACUACCACCCAGUGGGUCUACCGUGUUUCCUUCGCCAUCCCCGCUGCCGGUACCCUUUGGCUCGUCUACUACCGUGCCUACCACAUGCGCGCUGCUAGCAAGCAGCUUGAGGCCCAGAAGAAGAAGGCUUCGGUCACCGGAUACGACACCCAGUCGCUCAAGCUGACCUUCCGCUACUUCACUCCUCGUCUCAUCGCCACCGCCGGUGGAUGGUUCGCCAACGACGUUUUCUUCUACGGUAACAAGCUCUUCCAGAGCAACUUCAUCAAGGCCAUUUCCCCCAACGAUGACACUGUCAUGACCAGCUGGCUCUGGACCCUGGCCAACGUCGGUGUUGAGCUGGCCGGUUACUACGGUGCCAUGUGGACCAUUGACAACAAGCUCUACGGUCGCAAGUGGGGUCAGAUCAUCGGUUUCAUGAUGUGCUUCAUCCUCUUCGUCGUUCCUUGCUUCAAGUACGACUACUACACCCAGCCCGAGAACAUCCACUCUUUCCAGGCCAUGUACUUCCUGUCCUCGUUCUUCAACCAGUUCGGUCCCAACUGUAUUACCUUCUUGGUCGCCGCUGAGGUCUUCCCCACUCCCAUCCGUGGUACCGCUCACGGUAUUUCCGCUGCCUUCGGUAAACUCGGUGCCCUGAUCAUCGCCAUCGUCGGUUCCUACACCACCACCCAGCAGCGCUUCUACAUUGUGCCCUGGUUCGGUCUGUUUGGUGCCCUCGUCACCUACCUGUUCCUCCCCGAUACCACCGGUCUUGAUCUCCGCGAGCAGGAGCGCCGCUGGCAAUACCUCCGCUCCGGUCGCGAGGCUGACUACCACGGUCCUGCCGUGCACGCCAAGCACUUGUCCAUCUGGGAGCGCUGGACCGGCAAGGGCAAGUACUACGAUGCUGCCCUGGACUACAAGAUGAAGGUCGAGGAGUUCCGUGGUGAGUGGGAGACUGCCAUGGCCUCUCGCAGCACCGAGUCCGAGACAGCCUCCGAGGACGCUUUCGAUGUCGAUGAGUCUGUCCUUUCCGGCUCCAUUCACAAGUACUUCGAGCGCACCAGCCCGAGAAUGGAGGCCAUGCAGAAGGAUAACAUCGACCACCUGGUUCUGCCCGCCGCUGCCUCUGACGAGAAGACUCUCUCCCACGAGUAA
Molecule: messenger RNA, 1944 nt
Organism: Penicillium pulvis
Lineage: Eukaryota; Fungi; Ascomycota; Eurotiomycetes; Eurotiales; Aspergillaceae
Exons: 3
Coding region: 1-1944 (647 amino acids)
Biological process (GO): transmembrane transport
Cellular component (GO): membrane
Molecular function (GO): transmembrane transporter activity
Source: RefSeq, a predicted model, not a curated record